This is a messenger RNA of Patella vulgata (common limpet), 3060 nucleotides long. RefSeq names its product casein kinase I. Gene Ontology annotation, biological process: signal transduction; peptidyl-serine phosphorylation; negative regulation of canonical Wnt signaling pathway. Gene Ontology annotation, molecular function: ATP binding; protein serine/threonine kinase activity. The transcript has 8 exons. The record is from RefSeq and is a predicted model, not a curated record. Bases 187 to 1140 code for a protein of 317 amino acids. NCBI's taxonomy places the organism in Eukaryota, Metazoa, Mollusca, Gastropoda, Patellidae. Gene Ontology annotation, cellular component: cytoplasm; nucleus.
AUCUACCCAUAAUGCUUCUGUCUUUGUGUCCACAAACAGGAGAGAGAGACGAACUGUCAACUUUUCGUGACAGAUACCAACAAAUGACAAAAUGAACGUUUGAUGAAAACUAUAUACUUGUAGAAACUCUUGUAGUUUAGAAGCCAAGAAGUAAAACCAUAACUUUUUGGCUAGAAGUUUGCGAAAAUGGCGAGUGCGACGAUGGACAAAAGUCAGUUUGUUGUGAAUGGAAAAUAUCGGCUGGUGAGAAAAAUAGGCAGCGGUUCCUUUGGUGAUAUUUAUUUAUCGAGGAAUGUGUCAAAUGGCGAGGAAUUAGCAGUGAAGUUAGAAUCACAUAAAGCUAGACACCCACAGUUAUUGUAUGAAAGCAAACUUUAUAAAUUAUUACAAGGAGGAGUUGGAAUACCACAUAUGAGAUGGUUUGGUUCAGAAAGAGAAUAUAAUGUACUGGUGUUAGAUCUACUUGGACCUAGUUUAGAAGAUUUGUUUAAUUUUUGUUCACGGCGGUUUACCAUGAAGACUGUUUUAAUGUUAGCUGAUCAGAUGAUCAAUAGAAUAGAGUUUGUACAAAAUAAAAAUUUUAUUCAUCGAGAUGUUAAACCAGAUAAUUUUCUAAUGGGUAUUGGUCGACAUUGUAAUAAGGUUUUUAUCAUAGAUUUUGGUUUAGCAAAAAAAUAUAGAGAUAGUAGAACAAAACAACAUAUAGUUUACCGUGAAGAUAAAACAUUAACAGGUACAGCUAGAUAUGCUAGCAUUAACGCACAUUUAGGUAUAGAGCAAAGUAGAAGAGAUGAUAUGGAAGCUUUGGGUUAUGUUCUCAUGUACUUCAAUCGAGGUUCUCUACCAUGGCAAGGUUUAAAGGCUGCAACAAAAAAACAAAAAUAUGAUAAAAUUAGUGAAAAGAAAAUGGCCACUCCUGUUGAAACACUUUGUAAGGGAUUCCCAGCUGAAUUUGCAAUGUAUUUAAAUUAUUGCCGUGGUUUACGGUUUGAUGAAGCUCCAGAUUACAUGUAUUUACGUCAACUAUUUCGUAUUUUAUUUCGAACAUUGAAUCAUCAGUAUGACUAUGUGUUUGACUGGACAAUUCUGAAACAGAAAGCCUUAGUUAGUCCUAAUCUAGUUAGACACAAUGGUUAUUAAAGAAUGUUAUUAAUGAAGAAUUCAAAUUCCAGGCUAAUCUCCAAACCAUUUUUGUUACAUAUCCACUACUUACACUGGUUAAAUCCAUCCUUCUCCAUGUAUCGCCUUAUGAUGAUGGAGGUUUAAAUGUAACGAUCUCAACAAUAUUUCAUAUCAAAAUUUCAUUUGUAAAUAAUACAUUUAAUUUCAUUGUGAUUUGUAAAGAUAAUUUUUGAAUUGGAAGAAUUAUUUAAGUAGUAAUUUCAUUGUGAUCUGUAAAGAUAAUUUUUGAAUUGGAAGAAGUAUUUAAGUAGUAAUUUCAUUGUAAAAGUAAUUUCUACUAACAUUCUCCUCCAGUGCCAUAGUGUGGUGGUUGAUAUUAUGUGAUACUGGUUGGUAUGAAUAGUGUAUGGGACCAUAACUGCAUCUGAGACUGCAUGGAUCACGUUUUUAGCUUGUGGACACUCAAGAGGUCACCAGUUUCUUCCAAUUUUGAUGAAACUUGAAAUGCAGGUUUAAAACUCAAAGAUCUUGGUUCCUUUCGAUAUUCACACAUAUCGGAUUGUAACUUCCUGAAUUAUGACCCUUGAUUGUACAAAAUAAUCAUGUUUUUAGAUUGUGGUCCCUCUAGAGGUCACAAUUUUUAUCCGAUUUAAAAAAAAAGUUCGAAUAUAUCACCGUUACACCAUAAUGUAUAUUAUGUUUGAAUUUUGCGAGAAUCCGAUCUAAAUGUCUGGACAAAAUGGCUGCCCAUUGUGCGCAAAUACUGUAAACAGUGGCAUAACACGUUGUGGACCCUCUAGAGCUCACAAUUUUUAGCCGAUUUUGAUGAAACUUGAAAUGCAUGUUUAUAACCCAAAGAUCUUGGUUCUGUUCAAUAUUCGCGCAUAUCAGACUAAUUUCCUGGAUUAUGGCCCCUGAUUGUACAAAAUACCGCAUUUUUUUAGCUUGUGGAUUCUCUAGCUAGAGGUUACAAUUUUUAUCCGAUUUUAAAAAUCGUUUAAAUUUAUCUCCAUUCCACCAUAAUGAAGGUUGAACUCGAAUUUCAGGAAAAUUGGAAUGAAAAUGCCCAACAAAAAGGUCGUUCUUUGUACGCAAAUUGUGUAAAAGUGUGUAACACGAAGGUUGUUGACCCUCUAGAGGUCACAAUUUUUAUCCGAUUUUGAUGAGACUUAAAAUAUAUCUUUAUAUCCCAAAGAUUUCAGUCCCUUUUAAUAGUUGGGCAUUUCAGACCCUGAUUGUACGAACCAAAAAAAAAUUUUUUUUAGCUUGUUCUCUAUCCAUCUCUUUCAAAAUGUGUGUAUCUGGCCUGGCAACAGCUGGUUGAUAAUUACUGUCAGAUUUUUGUCUCUUAAUCAAUUUGGAGAUGCUCUAAAGGCUAAAAUUAUUAUUCGAUUUACUUGAAAUUUAUACACAUUAUUGGUACAUGAGAUGUUGAUUUUUAAUAAUUUUGGUAACAGUUUUGAUAAUUACUACAUGGGUUAUUGCUCUUGUUCAGUGUUUAAUGUUUUACAAAUGCUUGCAUUACGUGCAAAAUAAUAAAUAUGCGACAACCUUUGUGGACUGCUCCAACGACUUAGCUACCAUGGACUUAGCUACAAUGGACGUAUUUUUCUAAUAUGUGUUAACCUUGUCAUGAAAUUUGGUUUUGUUAACUUAUAUUCUAAGAGUUUGGUUGUUAUCCUUGUUGUUAAGUUUUUUUCCAUUUGACAACUAUAGUAUAUAAUACAGAUUGUCAUGAAAAGGGUAGUCAUCUUAAGUGAUAAAAUAUGUGACAGUUUUCAAUUGAUAUCAUCUUAGGAUUACAGUAUAUAUAUAAUGGUAAAGCUUACUUAUGUUGUAAAUAUUCAUAUUUAAUCUGUAAAUUAUUCAUUUGUAAAUAUUAUUCAACCAUUAAUUUUAAAUAAAAUAAGAGCUCCUGUGGACUUAUGCCCACCAUUA